Messenger RNA from Olea europaea var. sylvestris, 890 nucleotides. Its product is annotated as vacuolar protein sorting-associated protein 35B-like. The transcript has 3 exons. Gene Ontology annotation, cellular component: late endosome; retromer, cargo-selective complex; retromer complex. Lineage: Eukaryota; Viridiplantae; Streptophyta; Magnoliopsida; Lamiales; Oleaceae. Gene Ontology annotation, biological process: retrograde transport, endosome to Golgi; intracellular protein transport. Bases 165 to 500 code for a protein of 111 amino acids. The record is from RefSeq and is a predicted model, not a curated record.
UCUUUCCAUUGCCCUUGCAGGGAGCCUGUGUUAAGAAACUUUCAGGAAAAGGAAAGCUUGAUGAUAGUAAAGCAACAAAACAGAUUGUUGCACUUCUAAGUGCUCCACUUGAUAAAUAUAAAGAUAUAGAUACUGCAUUGAAGCUCUCGAACUAUCCCCGAGUCAUGGAACACCUCGAUAAUGGAACAAAUAAAGAGAUGUCUAAUGUUAUUAUUCAAAGUAUAAUGAAAAACAGGACUUACAUUUCAACUGCCGAGAAGGUAGAGGCGCUCUUUGAAUUGAUUAAGGGGCUCAUUAAGGACAUAGAUGAAAAUCAUCAAGAUGAGCUUGAUGAGGAUGAUUUCAAAGAGGAGCAGAAUUCUGUUGCACGGCUUAUUCAACUGUUGUACACUGAUGAUACAGAAGAGAUGAUGAAAGUAAUAACAAUUUUUUGUUUUUCAAAUCAUUGUCCAUGCUCCAACUCGGUGAUUUUAGAGACUAUUGUCAUCUGUCUUUGCUAACGUUUGACUCGAUUAUAAAUUUUUGAUACUCGCAUUGGAUGGCUCUCUUAAACUCAUAUCUCAUUUAUAAUUAGAGGAAUAAGCCUGAGUAUGGUGUAAUUUUAGUCAUACUUGCAAUGAGUUACUAGAGAUUGAUGUCAUGGUGUACCUAAAAAUCUGAGCGUUUGCAGCACCUAUGAGGGCUAAGUGGAGAUGAUGUUACCCAAAGAAUUAAGCUUGGUAGGAUUAGGUGGUGAGUGGUUCUGUGGCCUGUUAUGGAUGAAUUGUACAGCAUUGCUGCAAGAACUGCAAUAUGGAGAUUGAAUGUUGGCUUGUCAAGAAAGAUCGUCACUAAUUGGUUGUGGUGGAGAGGAGAAUGCUAAUAUUGACAUGGUAAAAUAAGACGAGUCU